AUGGCACAAAAACCAAGGACGACGCCGUUGUAUGAUCAACUUGAACAUGUUGAUUUUGUAAGAUCAAGAAUGAGCUCAGUUAACGAGGCUCAGCAAGAAUUUAUUACUUACAUGAAUGAGAUUACGGACCCUUCUCUUGUGAACUG
Dentiscutata heterogama is the source of this 146-nucleotide messenger RNA. The record is from the annotation of a GenBank genome assembly. NCBI's taxonomy places the organism in Eukaryota, Fungi, Glomeromycota, Glomeromycetes, Diversisporales, Gigasporaceae.